UUCUAAAAAAAUAUAUAAAUAGAUGUGCCAAUGACUAAGGGUUGUCCAUGAUGGCAUCGCGCCAGUGCCCCCCUGCUAUGUUCAACCCUAUGAAUCCUCCUAUGAACAGCUAUGUAGAACAUUGCUAUCUGAGGUCCCCCAAUGUCAUGGCUGAAGGCAUGAAUGAGAUGCCCUAUUGCCAUCAGAACAACCUCAUAACCAGCCACCAUAGCUUUGGACUGGCACAAACCAAUGAGCACACUGGUGCCGAUGGGUCUCGUUUCUCCACUCCACGAAAUUCAGUGAAGCUAAGCAAGAAGAGAGCCAUGUCUAUUUCCCCUUUAUCAGAUGCCAGUAUCGAUCUUCAGACCAUGAUACGAACAUCUCCUAAUUCCCUGGUAGCAUUCAUUAACUCCAGAUGUUCCUCAGCCAAUGGUUCCUAUGGCCACUUGUCAAUCGGGACUAUAAGCCCCUCACUUGGGUAUCAGAAUUGCUUUAACCAUCAGAGACCUCAGGGCUCCUCGUAUGGACCAAACAGCCAUAUGUCUUACAACUCACAUGAACACUUGACCAGCAGAGGAAUGGGAACCCUUCAAUCUCGCACCUCGAUCAAGCACUGCCAGAUGAAAUCUGAGCCAUUAUCCAGCGCAAGCUUAGACGCUAUGAAUACCAAACGACUGGAAGAUGGAUCAGAAGGGGAUAUAUCAAGUCCGGCCUCUGCUGGCACGCAGGAUCCACUGCUAGGGUUGCUCGAUGGCCGAGAUGACUUGGAGAAAGAAGAUGGGAAACAUGAACCAGAAGCUGUGUAUGAAACCAACUGUCACUGGGAAAACUGUACUAAAGAGUUUGAUACUCAGGAACACCUUGUGCAUCACAUUAACAAUGAACACAUCCAUGGGGAGAAGAAAGAGUUUGUGUGUCAUUGGCAGGAAUGCUCCCGAGAACUCAGACCAUUCAAGGCCCAGUAUAUGCUUGUUGUCCACAUGAGAAGACACACUGGAGAGAAGCCCCACAAGUGCACAUUUGAAGGUUGUAACAAAGCAUAUUCACGUCUAGAAAAUCUGAAGACCCAUCUGCGUUCUCACACAGGAGAGAAGCCAUAUGUGUGUGAACAUGAAGGCUGUAACAAGGCAUUCUCUAAUGCUUCUGACCGUGCCAAGCACCAGAAUCGCACUCAUUCCAAUGAGAAACCUUAUGUGUGCAAGAUCCCAGGGUGCACAAAAAGGUAUACAGACCCCAGCUCUCUAAGAAAACAUGUGAAGACAGUCCACGGUCCUGAAGCACACAUCACUAAGAAACACCGUGGGGAUGGCCUGCCUAGAAGUCAUGGCACGCAUGAGGGUACUGGACCUCAAGGGAUGAAAAGUGACAUUCAGCAGGACUUAGAUCCAAACUCUUCCCAGGCACGAAAGGAGGAGGGAAGACUAACUGUGCCAGAUAUGGCUAUGAAAUCUCAGCCCAGCCCUGGAGGACAGUCAUCUUGCAGCAGUGAAAGAUCUCCAUUGGGUAGCACAAACAACAAUGACAGUGGUGUAGAAAUGAAUGCCAAUGCUGGUGGUAGCUUUGAGGACUUGUCCACAUUAGAAGAUAUUCCUUCAGUAGAGUCUAUUGGAACUGCAGGAGCUUCUGCCCUCAGGAAGCUGGAGAACCUCAGAAUUGACAAAUUAAAUCAGAUGAGAAAAGCACCACCAUUAGGAAAGUCUGUAAAACUGCCUGCUAUCCACAAUUCAGCUUCUCAGGGAGAAUUGCAAGGAAUGUGCAGUCCACUUGGCAUCCCCCACAGCAAUCACCUAAUGGAAUUGUCUUCUAAUGAUCAUUUAAAUCCACUGAAUGACAGACGCAACAGCACUACAAGCACAAUGAGUUCAGCUUAUACAGUCAGCCGUAGAUCUUCUGUUGUGUCACCAUAUCUAUCCAACCAGCGACCAGGUGAUGUUGGGAACAUGGCGGAUACAUAUGACCAAAUGACCUCAGAUCCUUCGAGACAUUCCAAUACCAUGGGGCUUCCAGGCCUAACUCCGGCACAGCAGUACAGACUUAAAGCAAAAUAUGCUGCAGCUACUGGUGGUCCACCACCUACACCGCUUCCCAACAUGGAGAGAUUGAAUUCUAAUAAUCGAAUGGCUUAUCCUCCUGGAGACUGCCGAGGGCCAUCAAUUACUUCAGUUUUAGGUGGUAACACUCAAAGAAGACAUAGUAAUAAUGAAUACCAUAGUUAUGGUACAGGAAUAAUUCACCCAGCCCAAGCACCAGGGGCUGGAAUAAGAAGAGCUAGUGACCCUGCCAGACCUGGGGUUGAUCCUCAGGCAAUAUCUAAAGUUCAACGGUUCAAGAGUAUGUCCAAUAUGAAUACAGCCAUGAUGGGAAGACACACUAUUGGCCAACAACAACAUUAUGGAGGUUCUGAUGCAAAUAUUCAAAGACAUAUGUUUUCACCCAGACCUCCCAGCAUCAGUGAGAAUGUGUUUAUGGAGGUAACCAGCACAGAUGGACAGUCUCACAAUAAAGAACACAAUAUGAUGGCCCCUAAUGAAAUGCAGCACUAUAUAAACUAUCAAGGAUCUCAAAUGGGUACUCCUAGUAGCCAGAUGAACCCAAGCCUUCAACUUCAUGGGUUAGAUGUUCAAACCCAAAAUGCUUACCCGAAUUCUCAGAGAGCAAUGGGUGGAAUGCACAUAAAUUCACACAACCAUUCUGGCCAGGACAAUAUUUUAGGUCAUUCUGAAUUCAACCAGUGCCAAAUCACAGCUCAGAGUGAGCCUUACCAGAAUCAAAGACAAUUGACCAAUAACACCAAUUUACCUAUUCAAUGGCAUGAAGUGAGCUCUGCAUCAAUAGAGGUGGCUGCAGGUCAAAGCCCCAACCAUCAGGUAAUGCAGUCAAAUCUAUCACCAGGAAAUCAGUGCCAUAGCCAGUACUCCAAUCCAACAUCAGAGUCAGCCAAGCAAGUUUCACUUGGGAACAACAAUUCUUGUCAACAGAGCAUGCAUGUAAAUAAUCCAAGGUACAAUCACUUAGGUCAGGUGCAUAUCAAACCAGAACAGCAGUUUCAUCAAUCCAUGUCAUCUAUGAUGUCCUGCCAGAACAUGAAACAUCAUGCAGCUCAGCAACAUGUUUUCAAUCAGCCAAACACAGUGCCCAUUUCCCCAGGAAACACAAUCUGUGAUUUCCCAGGUCAGCAAGACAACCAGCAAAACACAUGCUUCAAUGUUGGCCUAAACCCCAAUAUGUUAAGCCCUCAGGGGCGAAGGUCACAAACCCCUAUGAUGCAAGUGAAAGAGAUGAUGGUAAGAAAUUAUGUUCAAUCUCAACAAGCACUAAUGUUGGAGCAACAGCCCAAGCAUAUUCCAAUGAUGAAUAACUCUGGGGAGGAUGUUGAUACUGUCCAGAAUCAGCACAGAAAUACACCUAAUGCCCAGGCAUACAUGAGCCCUAAAUAUAUGAAUUAUCAGGGCAAACAGACACAGAGCAAUUUACUGAGUCCAAAUUCACAGGAUAUCCAGUCAAUCCAAUCUAAAACAAUAAGGAGUCCUGGAAAUCAGUGUUACAGUCUAGAUAUAGUUCCUCAUCCACCCAGUGGCCCAAAACCAUUAAGCCGGCAGCACAGUAUAGCAAGCCAGUCAACAUAUAUGGGCAGUCCACCUCAACUUAGUCCAUCUUACCAUUCAACUGAAUCCAGUCCUAGAAGAAUGGUUACCCUGCCCCCUAUCCAUUCUCAACCAGACAAUAAUGACACCACUAGUAUGAUGUAUUACUCAGGGCAAGGUGAGAUGCAUCAUAUAAAAACAGGAACCCAAAGGUUUGUGCCACCACUAAACCAUCAAAACAGCUGUGAUGGACUUCAGCAUGGACAGUACAAUUCUAACCUGAAUUUCAUGAAGACAGACUCCAUUCCAUACAGCAGUCCGUGUCCAGCUUCCAAUCCUUUGGACAGUCUGGACUUGGAGAACACCCAACUUGAUUUUACUGCAAUCAUCGAUGAAUCAGACCACACAACUUUAAUGUCAGAUAAUAUAACUCCAGCUGGCAUGCCAGGACCAUCUCAACCUCCUUCACACUUGAGCACAUCACGGAAUCCAUCAUCCAUGGUCCCAAACAUUGCUGUGGCAGACUUGAACUCCAUGCUGUCUUCUUUAGCUGGCGAGAAUAAGUUCCUCAACAAUAUUUCUUGAGCAGCUUAGAACUUCAUUCAUAGGGACAUAACCGACAACUGCCCAGAUCGUAAUGAUCAUUUAUGGUGCAGAGCUUGCUCAUUAUUGCUCUUUGUGUUCAGAGUAUGCUGGAUAAUUUUUAUAUAGUGUGCUUACAGAGUAUGCAAGAUUUUAGUUUUGAUGGUACUAAAAAGUGCUCUCUUGCCAUUAAAUCUCUAUCAUUAUGCCUUAUCUUUCUGUCAUGGACUUACUAAUUAUGACAAAAAUUUGCACAUUUGCCCUAUAUCCUUAUAUUUGUAAGAUGACUGUACGAUAUUGGAUAGUGUUUGACUAUUUGUUGACUAAACAUGGAUCACAAUACAUUUCUGUCUAGGAUAGCCGAUGAGAUUCACUAAAUUAGUAAAUUUUACCUAUUUUAUUUAGAGGACAGCAUAGAUGUAUUUUUAUAGAUACUACCAUUCUGUUACACAAUGGCAUGGUAACAUGUUGUAGCUUAGUGAUAGUAUAUCACAGGCUGCCGCUUGUUACAUGUAGGCAUCUCUGUUAUACAUAAGGGGUUUAUUUAUUAAGGCAAAGGCAAGCAUGCAAAAUACAGUAAUUAAUCAGCAACUAUAUUUCAUUUUUUUAAUGGGCUUACAUAUUGGGAGGUGAAAGUUUACUGGUUGCUGUGUAUUAUUGUACUGUGUAUAUUUUGAUUGCUAUUUACACUGCCUUAUUUAAUAAGCUUAUGUGUAUAUGUUGGUAGAUGCUGGGGGAUAAUUUCUCAGGAAUAUUGAUAAAACCUACAAAGUGGCAUUUUCUACUGCUAAUAGGUCAGACAAAAGGUAACCUUGUUAAGCAAACUUAUCAACAUUCCUAGAGUCAGAAUAAAACAGAUCAUUUAAAUUGUCUCAUAUUGAAAUUAAUAUUUUGGGGCUGCUCUUAGCUUCAGUCUUUUUUGGGGGCUUUUCACCUUUUUUUAAUCUUUUUCUGUUGAAAGAUUUAACCGCUUGUUGGCAGUCACCUCAUUAGGCUAGAAUUACAUAGGGGAUUUAUAAUAGCUCAAUUGUGCUGCUAAAAUGUGUUCCAUCUCAUUAGCAAUCAAUUGCUAAAUCUAGUGAUUUAAUUUAUUUUGUUUUGGAAGUGUGACUGAGCUACUAAUUCUCACAUGUGUAGCUUUCGCCUAAUAAGGUAACUGCAAGGGCCCAUUUACACCACUGUGCUUUGGUAAAGUGUGUGAAAACAUGUUCCAAGUGUUGGUAUGUUGUGUCAUUCACUACUAUGCAUUGCAGUGUGCUGCUCUACAGAAAAUACUGGCGGAACCAUCUUUGGUAAGUUGUGGCGCUUUAAGCAGCCCAUUCAAAUAAAUGUAUUACGCGUUUUAAUUGCACAGCAAUGGUCCGCCAUGAGUACCGUAGCACUUAGGCCAAACCUAAAGUUUUAAAAACUUUCAGAGUUAACACAGAAGAGCAAUGCAGAAUAGCAAAGUCGGAGAAAGGCCAUCAUUCCCUAUUUGUGCUUAUUCUUCAGCUUGUUGAAGUAAGAGUGCCAGCAUUCCAGCCAAGCAUUUCAGAAGUAUAGGUCAUAAUUGGCAACCUUCUUAUUGCUUCCAUGUUGCUCCUAAAACUGUUUUUUUAUUAAACCUAGUCGGUGAACCAGUAUGAGAAUGAAGCUUUGCAAUAAGAUCAUCAUUAAAACUUUAGCAGUUUUUCUUUAACAAUAAAGUAAAGCAAUCGUGAUAUGAUAUCUCACCCCUACCCAAUCUGCUAAUGCAAUAUAUAGGAGUUGAAUACAUGAUCUGUUUAAUUAUCAGUUCCAUUAAUCCAUAAGCAAUAAUUCAGACACAUUAAAAGCUUGUCAUCCAUUGGGAUUUUUCUAUUUACUGCAUUAUAGCAGUUAUUUCAGGCAACCACUGCACACUGGUUCUAGUCUUAAAACAUUCUCCUUAUCAUUAGCCCAUUCAUGAUCCAGAAUGUUGUUUCUUUCAUAUUAUAAAAAACCUACGUAUGAUAACUUCGCUACUCUGGCGCAAGAAUGCGUUCUUGUAGAAGAGUGAUAGCGUCUGAGGCUUCUCACAAACAUGUUCCUUUAUGUUUU
This is a messenger RNA of Rana temporaria (common frog), 6206 nucleotides long. RefSeq names its product GLI family zinc finger 1 (gene GLI1). The transcript has 11 exons. The coding region runs from base 48 to 4151 and encodes 1367 amino acids. Lineage: Eukaryota; Metazoa; Chordata; Amphibia; Anura; Ranidae. Gene Ontology annotation, biological process: smoothened signaling pathway; regulation of transcription by RNA polymerase II. Gene Ontology annotation, cellular component: nucleus. Gene Ontology annotation, molecular function: DNA-binding transcription factor activity, RNA polymerase II-specific; RNA polymerase II cis-regulatory region sequence-specific DNA binding. The record is from RefSeq and is a predicted model, not a curated record.